AUGGACUGCUCUUCUGACUCUGAUAACUCUAACCAGCAUAUAUUCGACUUUACUUCUAGUUCAAAGACAGUGCAUAAUGUUUGCACCACUCCAAUUACCUCCAACACCUCUGCAGAGAAUCUCGAGUCGGCUAAGCAGUUGAUAGAUGAAAAUUAUAUUGCCGUUGUUGGUGGCCUAGGGUAUAUUGGAAGUCACACUUGUCUCGAGCUUUUGAAAUCUGGGCACAAUAUUCUGAUCAUUGAUAAUCUUUGCAAUUCUUUCGUGACAAAUUUUGAUAAAAUUUGUUUGCUAGCCAAAGAUUACCAUGAAUUGCGGGGACAAAGAGUCCCUAUAAUACAUUUUUGCGAGGCUGACUAUAGAGAUGAGACAAAAAUAAAACAACUCUUGGACAAAUAUAUGAUUUUUGAUACGGAUCUCAACAAAUAUACCAAGGCCAAAUCAAGAAUACUCGGCGUCAUUCACUUCGCCGCUCAUAAGUCUGUGUCGGAGAGCAUCGAAAAUCCAUUCAAGUAUUACGCAAACAAUGUUUCUGGCUUAAUCGAAUUUUGUGCUGUUUUAAAGAGCUUCAACAUUAAAACCUUCAUCUUUUCGUCAUCAGCUACAGUUUAUGGAGCCGUAGCAACAUCGGGAAUUUCUGUUCUCCGCGAAGAAUAUUGUGUGCACCAGGCUGAGACGUUUGUCGAUCACCAGGGUACCCUUCUCACACAUGAAUCAGGAUGUACUGGUCUCACAAAUCCGUACGGAAGAUCUAAGUGGAUGUGCGAAGCUAUUCUUUCGGAUAUCUCCCUCGCAGACCACGACUGGUCAAUCAUGGCCCUACGAUACUUCAAUCCGAUUGGCUGUGAUGAGUCUGGGCUCCUGGGAGAACACUCUCGGGGAGCUCCGUCGAACUUGAUGCCUGUCAUAAUGCAGGUCCUAUCUGGGGAGAAUCGUGUGCUCAAGAUUUUCGGUGCCGACUACCCCAACACUCCCGAUGGAACUGCAAUACGAGACUACAUUCAUGUUACCGAUCUAGCCCGAGGACAUAUAUCGGCCCUUGCAGCUGCUAGAAAAAAACAAGGAUUUAGAACGUACAACCUAGGAAGCGGUAUUGGCUAUUCAGUACGUGAUAUUAUCAAGGCUGUUGAAGAAGUUUCCUGUAAAAAAAUACCAGUUCAGAUUGCGCCCAGACGUAAAGGCGACGUUGAAAGAUGCGUAGCAUUACCGCAAAGAGCCGAGAAUGAAUUGAAAUGGAAAGCAGAAAUUUCAUUGAAAGAUGCGUGUCGAGACUCUAUCAAGUUUAUGAAACUUGAAGGGGAGAGAAAUCGCGCAACUACUUAG
This is a messenger RNA of Blumeria graminis f. sp. triticale, 1320 nucleotides long. The record is from the annotation of a GenBank genome assembly. Lineage: Eukaryota; Fungi; Ascomycota; Leotiomycetes; Helotiales; Erysiphaceae.